Sinocyclocheilus rhinocerous is the source of this 1870-nucleotide messenger RNA. Its product is annotated as 5'-nucleotidase-like. The record is from RefSeq and is a predicted model, not a curated record. Gene Ontology annotation, biological process: AMP catabolic process. Gene Ontology annotation, molecular function: nucleotide binding; 5'-nucleotidase activity; metal ion binding. Gene Ontology annotation, cellular component: plasma membrane. NCBI's taxonomy places the organism in Eukaryota, Metazoa, Chordata, Actinopteri, Cypriniformes, Cyprinidae. Bases 1 to 1521 code for a protein of 506 amino acids. The transcript is spliced from 8 exons.
AUGAGGAUGCAGUGGCUCAAUGCAUUACUUGUCAUCUGGAUUCACUGUCAUAUGUGCAGGACAGAGUUUGAGCUGACUUUACUCCACACUAACGAUGUUCACGCACGAGUGGAGGAGACCAACAAGGACUCGGGCAAAUGCACUAAACCGCCUUGUUUCGCUGGAGUCGCGCGGAGGUUUACGAAAAUCAAACAAGUUCGUAGCAAGGAGAAAAAUGUACUCCUGCUGGACGCGGGCGAUCAGUUUCAGGGGACCGUCUGGUUUAACUUCUACAAAGGCGCAGAAGCGGCGCAUUUCAUGAAUAAACUCGGAUAUGAUGCGAUGCAUGGGGUUUUUUCAUAUUUAUAUGAUUUUACAGGCCCCCAUCUCCAGUUUGAGGAUGAGGUUACUGCUUUACAGACUCAAGUGGACAAACUCAUCGCUUUGGGUGUUAAUAAGAUCAUCGCCCUUGGACAUUCUGGGUUCAAAGUGGACCAAAAUAUCGCAAAGAAAGUUCGAGGAUUGGAUGUUGUGAUUGGAGGGCACACCAAUACAUUCCUAUACACAGGAACUCCACCAUCCACAGAAGUUCCUGCAGGACCAUAUCCAUUCAUGGUCCAGUCAGAUGAUGGGCGCCAGGUUCCUGUGGUCCAGGCCUAUGCCUUUGGAAAGUAUCUGGGAUUCCUAAAAGUGGCUUUUGAUUCAAAUGGAAAUGUGGUGAAGUCUUCAGGCAAUCCAAUUCUUCUGGAUAACUCAACAGCACCAGAUCCAGUCAUUCAGGCUGAAGUGGACGCUUGGAGGAAGAAUCUGGCCAAUUACUCUGCUCAGCAUGUGGGACAGACUCUAGUCUAUCUCAAUGGAACAUUUGAGGAAUGUCGAUUCCGUGAAUGUAAUUUGGGAAAUUUGAUCUGUGAUGCCAUGGUCCAUAAUAAUAUUAAAUACGCUGAUGAAAUCCAGUGGAACCAUGUCAGCUCUUGUAUUCUGAACGGUGGAGCCAUUCGAUCACCUAUUGAUGAGCGAAACAGAAAUGGCUCCAUCACAAUGGAGGAUCUGAUCGCUGCGUUGCCAUUUGGAGGUACAUUUGACCUGGUCCAAAUCAAUGGAUCUACUCUGCGCGAGGUCUUUGAGCACUCCGUUCGCAGAUACGGAGGAAGCACUGGUGAAUUCCUACAGGUGUCUGGGUUUCAGCUGGUGUAUGAUUUAUCAAAAUCGCCUGGAAACCGUGUUAAAAGUGUGAAUGUGCUCUGCACUGAGUGUCGAGUGCCCCGCUAUGAACCGCUCAACCCAAAGAAGGUGUAUCAAGUGGUGCUGCCCUCUUACCUAGUGGAAGGAGGAGAUGGAUACUCUAUGAUCAAACAACAGAAACUCAAGCAUGACAGCGGCGACCUGGAUAUAGCAGUUGUUGCCAGCUACAUCUCGGAGAGAAAGAGAGUUCAUCCAGCUGUGGAAGGACGGAUUCAGUUCACAAGCUCUGGUAUUGGACAUCGAGGAUAUAUGUCCACUAUUCUGCUGGUGUGGGUACUCUGGGUCAUGUUUGUUUAGUCGUUUAUUAUGUAGCCAUUUGUGUGUCAUUGUACAGUCAGAGAGAACAAAAGACACCUUUAAUCCAAAGAUUAGUUACUGUCAUAGAAGCAAACAGAUUAACUGGCAACACUGAUGUAGUAAGGAUCAAAGAAAGUCACAAGUUCUUAUUCUAUAGGGAUCUUUCGAUCACCUCUUUAAAACUCAUAGAGGGUAUACUUAUGCUGAAUCUCACAAAGAGAUGUCCAGAUCAUAUUUCACUCCAAAAUCGUUUUUGCUUAAAAAGCCUAUUUUAGGCCCAUUAAGGAUAUUUUGGUAAUAUUUCAUGAUAAUUCAGCUAACUCUAACCUCAAAUUCUCAUGACUGCAAU